Molecule: messenger RNA, 7046 nt
Organism: Sus scrofa (pig)
Lineage: Eukaryota; Metazoa; Chordata; Mammalia; Artiodactyla; Suidae
Gene: ZDHHC9
Product: zinc finger DHHC-type palmitoyltransferase 9
Biological process (GO): peptidyl-L-cysteine S-palmitoylation; protein targeting to membrane
Cellular component (GO): endoplasmic reticulum; Golgi apparatus
Molecular function (GO): protein-cysteine S-palmitoyltransferase activity
Source: RefSeq, a predicted model, not a curated record
CCAUUCGGCCAGCGGUGGGCGGUUGCCACAGCUGGUUUAGGGCCCGGACCAUUGGGGCCCCUUGUCAGGAGGAGGCAGCCUUCGGGCUGGGGAGUAGUCGCUGCCACCUCGGGCGGCCGACGCGGUCCCCUGGGAUAGUGCACUUCCUGGCCUCGUUUCCCCGCUGAGUUCGCUCUCCGGGGUUCAGGCCCAGCUCUCCUCCUUCCUGGUCUCUCUGCUCCCGCUGGGCUGGUUUAUUAGGAGGAGAUUGUUUUCCAGGGCUGGAAAUUGGACUUUUGAUGAUGUUUGACCCGGCGGCAACAAUAGCAGGCAACGUGAUUUCAAAGCUGGGCUCAACUUCUGUUUCUUCCCGCUUGUAAUCAUAAAGCCCAUUUUGGACCAGGAAUUCCAAUCAUGUCUGUGAUGGUGGUGAGAAAGAAGGUGACACGGAAAUGGGAGAAACUCCCAGGCAGGAACACCUUCUGCUGUGAUGGCCGAGUCAUGAUGGCCCGGCAAAAGGGCAUCUUCUACUUGACCCUCUUCCUCAUCCUGGGGACGUGUACGCUCUUCUUCGCUUUCGAGUGCCGCUACCUGGCUGUCCAGCUGUCUCCUGCCAUCCCUGUGUUUGCUGCCAUGCUCUUCCUUUUCUCCAUGGCUACACUGUUGAGGACCAGCUUCAGUGACCCUGGAGUGAUCCCUCGGGCCCUACCAGAUGAAGCAGCUUUCAUAGAAAUGGAGAUAGAAGCUACCAAUGGUGCGGUCCCCCAAGGCCAGCGACCACCCCCUCGCAUCAAGAAUUUCCAGAUAAACAACCAGAUCGUGAAGCUGAAGUACUGUUACACAUGCAAGAUCUUCCGGCCUCCCCGGGCCUCUCACUGCAGCAUCUGUGACAACUGCGUGGAGCGCUUCGACCAUCACUGCCCCUGGGUGGGUAAUUGUGUUGGAAAGAGGAACUACCGCUACUUCUACCUCUUCAUCCUUUCUCUCUCCCUCCUCACCAUCUACGUCUUCGCCUUCAACAUCGUCUAUGUGGCCCUCAAAUCCUUGAAAAUUGGCUUCCUGGAGACAUUGAAAGAAACUCCUGGAACUGUUCUAGAAGUACUCAUUUGCUUCUUCACACUCUGGUCCGUCGUGGGACUGACUGGAUUCCACACUUUCCUUGUGGCUCUCAACCAGACAACCAAUGAAGAUAUCAAAGGCUCAUGGACAGGGAAGAAUCGUGUUCAGAAUCCCUAUAGCCAUGGCAACAUUGUGAAGAACUGCUGUGAAGUGUUGUGUGGCCCCUUGCCCCCCAGCGUGCUGGAUCGAAGGGGUAUUUUGCCACUGGAGGAAAGUGGAAGUCGGCCUCCCAGUACUCAAGAGGCUAGCACCAGCCUCUUGCCUCAGAGCCCGGCCCCGACAGAACAUCUGAGCGCGAACGAGAUGCCGGAGGAUACCAGCACUCCUGAAGAGAUGCCGCCCCCAGAGCCCCCAGAGCCCCCGCAGGAGGUGACCGAAGCUGAGAAGUAGCCCGCCUGUGGAAGAGACUUUUGUUGUGUUCAAUUAGGGCUGUGAGAGAUUUAAGGGGAGAAGAUAAACCCGAGACAAAGAGCAAGUAAGCUGUCCCUGUUACUGUUUUUCCUUUGGUCUUUAUUCACCCAGUUGUAAACUGGCAUUUUCUUGCUGCAAACUUUUUUUAAUUUCUGGACUCCAAGCAGUCACAGAAGAUGUCGGUCACCUCUGGUAACUGGACAAACGGGUCCCUUGGACCCUGGCCCUAGUUUUCCAUGGCCUCAGCCACGGAGCCUCCUCACACUCCCCUCUCUCCCCUCCAGAUCCCAGCUCUCCUGCCUGGGGUCACUGGCCCGAUUCUGGGGUUAAAGGUUCUUGAGACUGGCUCAGGUCCUCUCAAGCUGCUGCACACCGUGAAUCCAGAGGCAGUCACAGAGAGCUCUGGCCGGGGAAUUGGAACUGGAUUCUGGAGGCCUUCAGAGUAGAGGAGGAUGGACAGUGGAGGGAGGGCUCUCCUGGCUACUAAGUGCCAACAUUGCCAGCACAUCCUUUCAGGAAUGGGGCAGAUAGCUCCCACUCGUAUUACUCAUGUAGCUUCUCCUGUGUCACCUGUCCACUCUCUAACACCCGAGCCCACUCUUUUCCAGUGAGAUGUAUGUAAGUAGUUGCAGUAUAGAUAACAAUUGCCAUUUCUCGUAGACUACCCAGAAACUUCCUAAUAUCCGUGCCAUUCUCAGCAAGAACUUAGGAGAUGCCAGCGGCAUGGCUCCUCGCACUCCCUGUCUCAUCUCUCCUCCUCUCUCAUUAGCCCCUUUUCAUUUGUUUCCCUUCUGACUCUUGCUCCCAUCAGGAGCAGGAACGGCAGUAAUAAGAGUCUGCACUUCAGUGGUUCCUUUUCCUCAGAGGAAGCCCAAGUGCUCGCUGAAACACUACCCCCUCAGACUCCCUGUGUGCGGCCCGCCGAGGCCCUGUAUGCACAAAUGGGGAAACCAAGGCACAGAGAGGCUCUCCUCUCCUCUCCUCUUCCCCUUAUGUCCCCUCAAAAAGGAAAAAAAAAGGAAAAAAGAAAAAAAAAAAAAAAGAAUAACCAGUACUUCCAUUAGGCCUCGGCUGCACAAGGCGGGAAAGGCCCGCACUGCUGCCCUCCCGGGUGACCCACUCCAAGGCUUUGGCCCACCUCGGGCUUGGUAACCACACCCGGGGCUUCCUCCGGGCCCCGCUCUUCCAGCACUUCCACCGGCAGAGUCCCAGAGCCGCUUGCCCCUGGGGGUGGGCUGCGGCCCCCAGCCAGCUCUGCUCAGGACCUGCUCUAUUUCAGGGAAGAAGAUUUAUGUAUUAUAUGUGGCUAUAUUUCCUAGAGCACCUGUGUUUUUCUCUAAGCCAGGGUCCUGUCUGGAUGACUUAUGGGGCGGGAGGGAGUGUAAACCAGAACUUUUAAUCUAUUGGAAGGUGAUUAAACUGUGUCUAAUGCAAACUGCCUGCCUCCUCCUUCCCCCCCUUCCAUUUCAAGAACCACCGCGGGGCGUGAAUGUCUUUGUGGGGGGUGGGGGGGUGGGGGGGUUGAAGGGGUUGCUUGUUACUACCCAUAUUUCCAUGUUCCGGGGGACGCUUGGGCUGGAGAGCUCCCAAACUCUCCAUCCAUCUAUAGGACAUCCUGGGUUGAGGUUUACCUUCUCCUGGACCAGGACAAAAGGGCUCUCAAGGCCAUGUACAGUGUGAGCAAGAUUGGGAGGGCAGGGGGUUAUAUUAAAUGAAGGGAACGAGUUCUUUAUGAGGGUAUGGUUUUUAUGCAGAUGGAUGCUGUUAAUUGCAAGUGAAUCUCGGUUAUUAAAGCAGGCUCAUCAGGGCCUCCCCUUGGACAUAUUUUGUUAGUGAUCUUUUAUAAGUGAUGGUAUAUAUUUCUUUUUAAAUGGUCUGUAAUCAAGAUUUCUUACCAAUUUCUGUCUCCCUCUUCCCAGUUAAUGAGAAGUAAUGAAAUUUGGCUGCUCCCAGAUUUGUCUCUCCACCUCCCUAUUUUCCUUGGAGCAGGAUUCGAGUGUAGCAAUCCUAAGAGGGACAGCGGGAGACUGGCACUCUGAUGAGAUUCCUCUCCUCUCUGCCUCUACUUUCCCAUUCUUUGUCUGGCUCUCUCAGUGUUGUCGUUGUGCUUAAGUUUUAGUUAGUUCAGAAUAAGGCCAAGCCAGAGAGUUGAGAAGAUAGUAGAUUUUUCCAAUUAACCUGCCACUCAGAUGAACCCCUUUUCAGCCAGUUCUCAGCCCAUCUCCUCUCCCCUCUGCCAGAUCACUAGAGCCGCUCUUCUGGUGACCCUUGGGUCAGUUAGAGAAGCUUUCUUUUUCCGAAGUGAAGAGUCAAAAUGGAAACCCCUGAUCACGGGUGUGAGAAGAUUGUUUUCUUUUUAAGUUUCUGCUUUUUCCGACUCUCUGCCCUUGUUCUUUUCCUUUCUAAAUCUUCUGCAUUUAAGACCUUGGCCUGAAGAUCUGUCCCAUUCAUACCAGCUGGGACUGUUCCUAGUCUGAGUUCUGCUCAGAGGGGAGAUUGAAGAAUGGCUCCUUCCCUGGGGAAUAGGCCUUAAAUUGUUCCCUCUUUCAAUGGCUGACCUCUUGCCACCUCUCCCCUUCCUCGCCAGUCCUUAGGUUUCCUAUGCACCCCACUUCCCCAGGCCAGGUUGGUUGGCAGGAAUCCAAAACCUCUGGGGAUUGGUGGAAUUUGGCUCUUCAGGGCCUGUUUUGUUUUCUUUUGUUUUGUUUGGCCGCAUGCCACGGAGGCGUGCAGAAGUUCCUCAGCCAGGGAUCAGGGAUCGAACCCAAGCCACAGCAGUGACAACACUGGAUCCCUAACUGCUAAGCCACCAGGGAACUCCUUUGGGGCCUUUUUUUUCCCAUGUCCACUUGGCCCUGGGGCCCUCCUUGCCCCAGUAGAGAGAGCACCUUCUCCCUCUUUGCUUUUUUCCCUAGCGGCAGCGGUGAGUUCUAAUUCUGUAACAGCUCAACUCCAUUCUUCCUGCCCUGACUUGUCCGCCUUUACACCUAAGGCCUCUUUUCCUACUCACCAAAUCUCUUUACCUUGUUGGGGGACAAAGAAGUAUUUUGUUUUUAAAUCUAUUUUCUAACUUAAAUGCAAUUUAAUAUGUAAAUCUCUGCACUUUUGUGUGAGUCUGCAAAUGUGUAUGUUCGGUGGGUUUUCACUCUCUGGUGUUUUGUAAUAAAGAAAUCCUUCUUUUUGGGGGGGAAGCCAAUUAAUGAAGUAGACUUGAAUGGUUUUAGAAAUACAGGGAUGUCUGUUUCUUUGUGCUUCUGCCUCAUUUCUUUACUUGUGCCUAGUGUGAAUGACCGGACCCCUCCUCCACCUCUUGACCCCCUUCCUUUGAGAGGGUUCUCAGCCUAUUGGGGCAGAGAGAGGGACCCUACUGUGUCUGGUACCUCUCUGGGACCACUUGGAUUGGCUCAACUGGUAACCUAGCAACCUAGCCCUCCUCCCUCUCCUGGUGGCCUGGCCCUGUUAGUCCUUUUCUUCCAGCUCGGUUCAUUUUAUCCCCCUGAGGCUGGGGCCAGGCUAGGGGAAAAUCACCAAGGGAUCAUAGUAAAUGGUCUUAAACAAGUGAUAAUUUGCUCUUGUGCCUUCGUGUUGCUAAAGAAGACCGGUGCUUCCAAUAAUUCAAAAAGCCUUAAGAAUACAUUCUAGUAAUUGCUUGCUGUCUUAGGCAGUGGGUUCUGGAAAUAGUAUCGAAGGCUAAAACUGAGACUAUCAUUAGUUUUAAAGGAAGCAAACCCAACUCACAAAGAAGGGAGGAGUCAUUGUGUUUUUCAUGUUUGGGAUAAAUAUGAAAGAGGAAUUGGAAGUAGAAAUCUGCUUCUGUAAACAAUCAAAUGCCCUGUAGGACAUCAGUGUAGGUAGAAAAAUGUAGCAUGAUUAUCCGGGUCAAAUUAUUAUCCAAAUAAACUCAAAACGUACUUUUAUAGUUUAAAUAUCGGACACUGAAUUUCCAGUUAUGCAGUAAUUGUGUAAACUGAGGGAAGAUGGUACUUCAGAACUUUACCAAUAGUUGUGACUUUUAAAAAUCAUGUCACCAGGAGUCCCUGUUGUGGUGCAGUGGAAGCAAAUCUGACCAGUAUCCAUGAGGUUAUGGGUUCCAUCCCUGGCCUCGAUCAGUGGGUAGGGGAUCUCAGGUGUUGCCCUGAGCUGCAGUGUAGGCUGCGGACAUGGCUCGGAUCCCACGUUGCUGUGGCUGUGGUGUAGACCAGCAGCUGUAGCUCCGAUUCGACCCCUAGCCUGGGAGCGUCCAUAUGGCACAGGUGCGGCCCUAAAAGCAAUCCCAUUCAUGGAUUUUUUUUUUUUUUUUUUGGUCAUUUUAGGGCUGCACCCUCAGCAUAUCAAAGUUCCCAGGUUAGGGAUCGAACUGGAGCUGCAGCUGCUGGCCUACACCACAGCCACGGCAAUUCAGAGUCCGAGCCAUGUCUGCAACCUACACCACAGCUCAUGGCAAUGCCUGAUCCUUUAACUCACCGAGUGAGGCCAGGGAUCGAACCCGAAUCCUCAGGGAUACUAGUUGGAUUCUUAACCUGCUGAGCCACAGUGGGAACUCCCCAUUCAUGGAUUUUUAAGUUACCAAUACAAUGUACCUGUCUUAGUCGUCCUUUGUAGUUGUUGCAUUCACAAUGAAUCUGCAUAUACAAGUGGAAGCAUCUGAUUGUUAGAUCUUUUAGUAUGAUCUUGCACAGGCAUUACGUACUGGAAUAUAUAUUAUCUUGUUUUGGUUUGGGGGGUUUUUGGCCAUGCCUGCAGCAUAUAGAUGUUUCCAGGCCAGGGAUCAAACCCGUGCCACAGCGGUAACAAUGCCAGAUCCUUAACCUGCUCAGCCACCAAGGAACUCCUGAAAUAUAUAUUAUCUUAUUAGAAACUCAUUUUUAUUUUUCCUUUCUACUAUAGUUAGUGUAUUAUAUUGCUAUUCUGGAAAUUAUAUCUAUAUUAACUAUGAAAUUCAUUUCAAGGUAGCAAAGGGUACAUUACAAGGUAUUGUAUACACUAAGAGAGGGGUGGGGCUGAUAGGGUUGAGAAUUGUUGGACUAGAUUAUCUCAAAGGUUCCUUUCUACCCUCUAAAUAUUUAGAAAACUCAGAAAAUCAACAAACAUCCCCCCAUUCCCCUACACUGUUAAUGUGCUGUUUAAAUUUUGAAAGUAGGAGUUCCUGUCGUGGCGCAGUAGCAGAAACAAAUCCGACUAGGAACCAUGAGGUUGCAGGUUCGAUCUCCAGCCUAGCUCAGCGGGUUAAGGAUCCAGUGUUGCUGUGAGCUGUCGUGUACGUUGCAGACGUGGCUUGGAUCUUGUGUUGCUGUAGGUCUGGGGUAGGCUGGCAGCAACAGCUCUGAUUAGACUCCUAGUCUGGGAAUCUCCAUAUUCCAUGGGUGCGGCCCUAAAAGGACAAAAGACCAAAAAUAAAUAAAUAAAUUCUGAAAGUAACAAAUUUAAAAGUAACACAUUUGGGAGUUUCCGGGUGCCCUAGUGGUUGGGGAUUUGGCAUUGUCACGGCUGGGAACUUCUGUGUGCCGCAGGUGCGGCCAAAAAAAAAAAAAAAAAAA